Molecule: messenger RNA, 1389 nt
Organism: Sphaerulina musiva SO2202
Lineage: Eukaryota; Fungi; Ascomycota; Dothideomycetes; Mycosphaerellales; Mycosphaerellaceae
Product: alcohol dehydrogenase
Exons: 2
Coding region: 259-1320 (353 amino acids)
Molecular function (GO): oxidoreductase activity
Source: RefSeq, a predicted model, not a curated record
CUUGGAACUUGACAGCGGGAUUCUGUAAUGUGGGCAGGCAAUUCCCAUUUCUAUUGUAUGGAUGGUCUCCUCCAGUACUUACGGCGGACCUUCGGCGCGGCCAACACACCAUAUACAUGUAUCCACUCAUUGGACAAACAUGAUGUCAGACCACGACAUGCGCGGCCUCCUUGAUCGCAAUUCGCAAUAUGGAGAAAACAUCCAAACCCUUCGCGCUACCUCUAAGCUGAUCUGUUCAUUGAGAACUAAUCGACGAGCAUGACUGGGCAUGACAAAGAACAGAGGGCAGUGUCGCAAUGGACGCUUCCCGAGACCAAAGGAAUCCAGUCUCUGGUACUGAUCCCGAACACUACGCUAGACUCAUUGGCGCCAGAUGAAGUCAGAGUGAAGUUGUAUGCAGCGAGCUUGAACUAUCGGGAUUUGGUCAUCGCCAAGGGUGGUGUGCCAGGAAAUAUCAGUACAGGUGUCGUUCCAGGCUCAGACGGUGCAGGCAUUGUGGAGGCUGUCGGCAUCAGCAUCACCAAGUUUAAGCCUGGGGACAGAGUCGUGACACAUUUGAGUCCCUUCCUUCCAGAUGAUUUGGCCCCAACGAUGAAGGACAUCUCAGCUGGUCUCGGCCAAUUCGUCAAUGGGACUCUACGUGAAUGUGGAAACUUCCAUGAGUCUGCUCUGCUUUUGGCACCUCGGAAUCUCAACUUCGCAGAAGCUUCGAGCCUAACUUGCAGUGGGCUGACAGCUUGGAACGCGAUAUUUGGGCUCAAGGGUCGAGAGGUGCAUGCUGGUUCCUGGGUUCUCACUCAAGGUACUGGGGGAGUCAGUAUCGCCGCGCUACAGUUUGCUGUCGCAGUCGGAGCCAACGUUGUCGCUACGACUUCAAAUGCCGAAAAGGCGAGACUGCUAGAGAGUCUGGGCGCGACGCAUGUUGUCAAUUAUCGCGAACAUCGGCAAUGGAGUGCAAUAGCUAGAAGCUUCACGCCAGAUGAACGCGGCUUCGAUGUGAUUGUCGAUGUGGGAGGAGACAGCACAUUGCCAGAAUCGCUGGAAGCUGUCCGAACUGAUGGUAUUGUGGUCCUGACGGGACUACUGGGAGGAGGCCAACAGCCAGUUGCGAUGCUGUCGGCACUGCGAUACGCUUGCACUGUUCGAGGCAUCUUACUGGGCUCGCGAAAGCAGUUCCAGGAUAUGGUGAAGUUCGUGGAAGAGCGCAAUUUACAUCCUGUAUUGGACUUUCGGACGUGGGCUCUGCAGGAUGUGAGAAGAGCAUAUGACUGGCUGGACAACCAGAAGCAUUUCUCAAAGGUCGUGAUCAGAAUGGGCUAGACACCUGAUGUAUGUAUGUAGGCUAGCAGAUGCCAAGAAGAACGUUGGCUACCAUGGCAACCAAACGGG